AUGCGCCGAGCUGAUCCGAUUGGGACCAACCAAAUUGGAACCCGAGCACUGUCCGCUGCGUUGGGGCUCGAGCCAGAAACUGAUUUCCGGUUUUGGGUCGUCCGGCGUGAGAACGACGCAGGUAUCGAUGCGGUUGCCAUGUGGACUUCGUUCGCGGGCAUCUUCUUGAGUCCGAGCUUUCGUCCGUCGGAUGCCGCGGAAUUUGGCCACCACUUGGCCCAACUCCUUCCCGACCCAUUGCCUCAAUCCAGUGGACGCAUAAUGUCCACGCAGUCGUUCAACGAAGGCUACUGCGCGGAGCGGUACCCCCCCUUAACCCCGCAGUGGAAGGAGACUUUGCUGGUCUACGUUCUUGACCAGUUGAAACCCCCCCAGCCAGUGGAGGGCUCACUUGUCACGGACGCGAACAACGAACUUCUGAUACCAUGGAUCGUCGAAUACUGCGAAGCGCUGCAGUACCCACAAGAAAUUGCCGAGCCAUACCACAAGCGGAGCAUGGAACGGCAGUCGUUAUAUGUGUGGCAAGUGAAUGGCCGAGUCGUAGGCUUUGCCGCACAUUAUCCGCCGGUGGUCACGGAAGGUGAAGCCAUUUUCCGAGUCGGCCCCGUGUUCGUCACGCCACAGGAGCGACGCAAGGGCUACGCCAGCGCCAUGACGGCGGAAUUAAGUCGUCAACUGAAAGUCGCGUACCAAACCUCGUCGCGAGUGAUGCUGUUUGCGAUGCCAACAACCCUGCAAGUCCACAGCCUGUCCGAGUUUGCCGCGUUGACGUCGGAGAUGCUGGAAGCUGAGCCCUUUGGCAUGAGCUUGCAGUUCGAUGACUUUUCCCCGGCUGCUUCGGCCAACCUGGCCACUCGAUAUUGGGUGAUGUCGCGGCCGGUCUCUGCCUUUGCAAUGGUGUCGCCCAAACGAAUCGCCAUGAGCCGUUCCAUCACACCCCUCGAAGCUCAAGCCCUCGGUAGCGUGCUGUCGGAAACAACUGCGAUGGCGCCGCAUAUUCAAGGUCCGUUAGCUGCGUUGAUUGCAUUUAUUCGAGGCUAUCGCGAACACUGGCCAACAACAUCCUUCGUCCCAACGGCUACAUUCCUCACCUAUGUUUUGGACAACUGCCCUGGCAUGCCCCCCCGAGUUAAAGGCACUUUGCGCGCGGCGAAUGCUACAUUGGACAAAGAGGUUCUCGAAGAAUGGAGUUCACUUGCCGCCCAACCGCUGCGGGGGGCUGUGGCGGACGUACAAGGCUUUGUGACAAGGGAAAUCGAACACCGAUCCUUGUACCUAUGGGAUGUGAAUGGAUACCCCGUCGGGUGUAUUGGCCACUCGUCACCUGUCCAAGUUUGCAAGAAACAUCGGUUAGUUGUGACGAUCAACGUCCUGCAUGUUGCGUCGCCAGAGCAAGAUGAAGACUAUGGCAUCGCCAUGUUGACAUCACUGUGCCAGCACCUCCAGGAAUCCAACAAUGCAACUGCAUGUCGGGUUGUCCUCAUGGUCAAUCAAGAUAACAUUAGUCCGACUGAGACCGAAGUGAUUGAAAACGCUGGGUUUGGCCUGCAGCAAGGCACCAUCAUCACUGCCGAUCUUGUACAUUCGGAGUAG
Aphanomyces astaci is the source of this 1593-nucleotide messenger RNA. RefSeq lists its product as hypothetical. Gene Ontology annotation, molecular function: acyltransferase activity, transferring groups other than amino-acyl groups. The transcript is spliced from 2 exons. Lineage: Eukaryota; Oomycota; Saprolegniomycetes; Saprolegniales; Verrucalvaceae. The record is from RefSeq and is a predicted model, not a curated record. The coding region runs from base 1 to 1593 and encodes 530 amino acids.